Salmo salar (Atlantic salmon) is the source of this 3877-nucleotide messenger RNA. The record is from RefSeq and is a predicted model, not a curated record. Lineage: Eukaryota; Metazoa; Chordata; Actinopteri; Salmoniformes; Salmonidae.
AUGGUCGACAGCUUCCAGGAGUUUGGCACUGUGCAGGUGCUCAGCAGGACCUUGGUCACAGUUCCCCUGAUGAGUGGUCUUAAGAACCAUGAGCACUGUGGAGGAGGAGCCGGACCACAUGAUACCAUGAAGAGAAGCCUGCAGGUCCUGCGCCGCCAGCUGCUGAGUGUCCUAGUGAUCCUGGCUGUGCCAGUGGGCCUGGUGUCUUCUACCCAGGAGCUGUACCCCAGCCGGACCCCCCAGGACCCUGUCUCCAUGGCAGCGCCCCACAGCAGCCCCCCUAACCCGCUCUCGGCCCUGGCCCCCCAAGACUGGCAGCAGGAGGGCUCCAGCAGCGGGGACUCGUGGUCCCCACAGGGAGGGGCAAUGCCCACGGGCAUCAUACAGCCCACCGCAUCCCACAGCUCUUGGGGCUGGCAUCUAAACCACAACACCAGCCUGGCACACAUUGUAACGCCACCCAGUAGAGACAGCCUCAUUCAAGCUGCAGCUACUGUCAGUCCUAACACUGUGAGCUCUGUGAGAGUAAACCAAGACGCUGGCCUUAGCUCUGUCAGCCCCAGCCCAGUCAAGCAGGCCCACUCCCCCAGCUCUAGUGCUCUCAACCCGGGCCACAGCUCCAGUUCUCUCAGUGCAGAUCAGGGCCUCAUGCCCAACUCGUUCAGUGUAAAUAAAGCCCGUAGCCCAGAUACUGUCAGUGUUAACCAGGGCAACAGCCCUCCUAGCCCUACCAGCUCUGGUGGCCCGCAUAGUGAGGUGGCUUCAGACUCUGGGGCUGCCCUGGCUCCUCCUGUGCCCAGCCCACUCACAGAGAGAGGGCAUACUCUUGACCCGGAGCUUGGUGGUCUCCCGUCCCCCACACACACGCAGGCCCACCUGGAGGGGAAUGACGAGGUGGCCACAGAACCCAGAAGCCACGCCCGAGCUGUCCCGACCCCACGCCAUCACCCUACGGGGGGGGCACCUCAUGGUCAACGAAAGGCCCACCAGGGGGCUCAAAACAGAGUGGUCUGCCUCUCCAAAAGAGAGCCCACCAGACAAGCCCCCCUCCCCGGCCCCACCUCUCCAUCUCCCCCCUCCCUGACCCAUGCCAGUCUGGCCCCAAAGUCCAGCCCUGUCUCCACCAAUGGUACCAUAACCAAUGACACCACAGCCCAGGAGACUGGCAGCGGCGGGGGCCCCUCUCUCCUCCCUCAGGGUACAACAACAGACGAUGCCCCCCUUGGCCCACAAAGCCCACUUGGCAAUGGCACUUUUCAUAACGGCAGUGUGGAGGGCAGCCCUAGCAAGAACCCCUCCUCCCAGUGGAACAGCUCGUCCCCUACGGAGCCGCCCUCCACGGCCAGCGAGAACUUUUUGAACCGCCUGGUCCCCGCCACCACCAGGGACCCCUGGGGUCCAGGCAACGGCUCUGGCCCCGCUAUGGACUCGCCGCUGUCCCGCGCCACCAUCUGCCUGAGCAAGAUGGACAUCAUGUGGAUCGUGUUGGCUAUCAGUGUGCCUGUGACCUCAUGCUCUGUCCUGCUGACUGUGUGCUGUAUGAGGAGGAAGAAGAAGUCUUCAAGCCAGGAGAACAACCUGAGCUACUGGAACAAUGCCAUCACCAUGGACUACUUCAACAGACAUGCGGUGGAGCUGCCUCGGGAGAUCACGUCCCUAGACAACGCUGAGGAGCAGGAGACGUGCCUACCUCCUAAUGGAGACUACAGCGACAGUGGGGUGGUGCUGGUUAACCCUUUCUGCCAGGAGACCCUGUUCAUCAACAGAGAGAAGGCCUGUGACAUCUAGAGCGGACAGAUGCUGGUCUGGUGGCCAUGUCCUGAUACCACCAGUACAAGACUGUCAAAAAUAAAAGUCUGACUUUCAAAAUAAAUGUCCCCCGCCCUUUUCUCCCUGUCGUUGUCAUUUUUAUACAUGUAGUUAACUUCAGAGACCCCCACUUUAUACUGUAUAUUAUGAAUACAUAAACGAGACUAAGAGAAGAGCUAAAAACAGACACUAUUUACUAUGAGGGUUUGCCUGCGUAUUUUUCUGAUGUACAUUUUCUACAAAAGCUUAAUUGUGAUAAUGGUUUUUAUGUCUUUAUAAUCUACGGAGUAUGUGUGAUUUGCGUUUUGUUACAGUGGCUUGAUGGUGAGAGCAUUGUGGACGUGGCCACUUGAAUUCUGCUUUAGAGAAAAUAUAUUAUGUAAGAACGUUAUGUUUCAUUUUCUUAAAAAUCAAACCCAAAAUACUUACUGAAAAGCCUGUUGAACUUGAAUUCUGUACCUACGUACUUGAGGGGAUACGGAGGUUUAGGGCAAGGUUUGUGAGGCCAGGUUUUAGUAGAGAGUGCCCAAAGGGUAUAGCGUUGUAUCUGAAUAGACCAAAUGGACUUUCCCCCUCGCGUGUCACCAGCCUCUCUGUUGAGGGACCACGUACAUGUCUUAACUCCCUUUGUCAAGCUGUGUGUGUGUGUGUGUGUGUGUGUGUGUGUGUGUGUGUGUGUGUGUGUGUGUGUGUGUGUGUGUGUGUGUGUGUGUGUGUGUGUGUGAGAGACUAUGUGUGUGUGACUAUGUGUGUGUGACUAUGUGUGUGUGUGUGUGUGUGUGGCGGUGUAUGAAGUGUGUGUGUGCCUGUCUAUCUGUGUGUAUCUCUCUGUCUGUUUGUCUGUAUGGAUUUGUGUUAUGGAGUGGGUUCUGGUUUUGGCAGUCAAUGAUGUUUGUUUAACGUUAGCCCUCUCUAACCUUAAUAUUUUGAGACCAAACAUAUCAUAAUCUCCCUCCAUAAGUACAGUAUUUGUCCAUGAGAGUAAAUUGUGUUUAUUACUGUAAUGUACAGAUAUUGAAUGAUAUUUGAUUUAAUUUCUGGAUGUAAAAAUAAAAAAUGCCGUAGAAAUCAUGACCAAUGAAAAUGCUGAGAUAAUAUUUUAUCCUGAAUAUUUACUGUGAGCACAUACAGUGGCAGAGUUUAAUCAAACAUACAUAUUUUGUUUCAUUAUCAAAUCGAUUUGUGUAUCAUGCUUUACUUUUGCUUUGUCACAUGUUUGUAGUUGCUAAAUGCUGCCUUUUGUUACUGCCUCUGCUUGUCACAUUGUGACACGCUGAUCUGUUAAAUCAUACUACCCUGUGUUUGAAAGUUUUGUUGAAUUAUCGUUAUGUUGAAUGUGUUAUCAAUCUAUUGGAUAUACACUGAGUAUACCAAACAUUAGGAACACCUUCCUAAUAUUAAGGUGCACCCCUCCCCACUUUGCCCUCAGAAGACACUCAAUUCGUCGGGGCAUGGACUCUACAAGGUGUCAAAAGUGUUCCACAGGGAUGCUGGCCCAUGUUGACUCCAAAGCUUCCCACAGUUGUGUCAAGUUGGCUGGAUGUCGUCUGGUUGGUGGACCAUUCUUGAUACACACAGGAAACUGUUGAGUGUGGAAAAACCCAGCAGUGUUGCAGUUCUUGAUACAAACUGGUGCGCCUGGCACCUACUACCAAACCCUGUUCAAAGGCACUUACAUUUUUGUCCUGCCCAUUCACCAUCUGAAUGACACACAUACACAAUCCAUGUCUUGAUUGUCUCAAGGCUUAAAAAUCAUUCUUUAACCUGUCUCUUCCCCUUCAUCUACACUGAUUGAAGUGAAUUUAACAAGUGACAUCAGUAAGGGAUCAUUGCUUUCACCUGGAUACACCUGGCCAGUCUAUGUCAUGGAAAGAGCAGGAGUUCAUAAUGUUUUGUAUACUCAGUGUUGCUGCAAUGGGCAUGAGGUGCCAUACUAGAUAAUGGGUAUUUUGCUAAAUGUAGAAUGGAGAGGAGGGGCAGUAUCUUGUGUCCAGCGUCAUGUAUUUUUUUGUAUCGUAACAUACACUGUCAUUUUUACUGCUGAGCAAUAAAAGAGAAAAGCUUUGAA